Molecule: messenger RNA, 2849 nt
Organism: Cyclopterus lumpus (lumpfish)
Lineage: Eukaryota; Metazoa; Chordata; Actinopteri; Perciformes; Cyclopteridae
Gene: tnk1
Product: tyrosine kinase, non-receptor, 1
Biological process (GO): positive regulation of kinase activity; protein phosphorylation; cell surface receptor protein tyrosine kinase signaling pathway
Cellular component (GO): signaling receptor complex
Molecular function (GO): transmembrane receptor protein tyrosine kinase activity; protein binding; ATP binding
Source: RefSeq, a predicted model, not a curated record
GAACACACGCAGGUAGACCAGAACGCGCUCGGGGUGACUCGUGGGAACAUGCAACGCUACACAAACAAGACAAAUCGGCAACAUCGGUGCGAUAACCCGACUGGAUCGAUCACAUGGUGAAUUAUUCGGGCCGAGUUUAGGAGUCCGGGAAGAGCUGUGAGUCUUGGGGGAAGCCCUCCGUCCACGUCGCCGGAGGAUUCGACUCCGACAUGGAUCGAUCGUCUCGGGGCGUGUUUGAUUACGAAAUCUAGCUGUCAACGACCGGACACCUGAGUUAUUUUGAUUAACGGCAGGUCGGCCAGGUGAUGCUGAUGGACAAAGACACUCAGUGGCUGUAUCAUCUCCUGGCCGAGGUCCAGCUGGAGAAGUUCUACCUGCGCGUCAGAGAUGGCCUCAACAUCACCCGCACUGAGCACUUCAACUACGUCAAGGAGUCCGACCUGGAGCAAAUAGGGAUCAGCAAACCCGCACAAAGAAGAUUAUGGGAUGCUCUGAAACGCUACAAGACAAAUGCCCGAGCACGGUCAUGGGCGCCCAAGGCAGCCAGUGGUCGAGAUCGGGACGGAGGGGAGCAGUGGAGCGGAGGCGGCCCGGCUCAGGGUCAGGAGGCGGGUAGCCGUGCUCUUCCAUGCCUUAUCCAGGACAGCGAGCUGAUUCUGGGGGAGAAGCUGGGCUCCGGGUCCUUUGGGGUGGUGAAGAGGGGAGAGUGGCACACGCCUACCGGCAAAGUGUUGCCUGUAGCAGUGAAGUCCCUGAGGAGCAGCAUGUCCAAGCAGCCGGACACACUGACGGACUUCCUCCAAGAGGUGACCACCAUGCAGUCCCUGGACCACCCCAACAUCAUCCGAUUGUAUGGCGUGGUACUCACACAGCCCCUCAAGAUGAUAACAGAGCUGGCCCCAUCGGGCUCGCUAUACGACAUCCUGCGCUCGCGUCAGUACGAGUACCCCCUGAUGCGCCUCUGGCUCUUUGCGUCCCAGAUCGCGGCGGGGAUGGACUACCUGGAGACCAGGAGAUUCAUUCACAGAGACUUGGCUGCGAGAAACGUCCUGCUGGCAUCCAGGGAGAUGGUAAAGAUCGGUGACUUUGGCCUGAUGAGAGGCCUGAGCCUAGAGACGGAUCACUAUGUGAUGACCGCACACAGGAGAAUCCCGUUUGCAUGGUGUGCUCCAGAGAGUCUUCGUGUCGGCACCUUUUCACAUUCCUCAGACGUGUGGAUGUUUGGCAUCACCAUGUGGGAGAUGUUCACCUACUGUGAAGAUCCCUGGUUCGGCCUGUCAGGCAGACAGAUUUUGUGGCGUGUGGAGAGGGAGGGGGAGCGCCUGGAGAAACCGCCAGAUUGCCCAAAAGAACUGUACGCCGUCAUGAGGAGGUGCUGGGCCUGCAACCCUGUGGACAGACCCAGCUUCAUCCAGCUCACCGCAAUGGUGGCAGAGGCGAGACCGAUGGAGGUGAAAGCGUCAAGAGACUUUGCAGAAUCCAGAAAACUCGCUCUUGUGGCCAACGACCUUGUGACCGUCAUAGAACACGGUCUGGAGCUGAGUGAGUGGAGAGGCCAGAACCAGAAGACGCUGGCAGUCGGCUGGUUUCCCGCGAGCCUCACUGUGCCGUCACACGCUUCUGUCGCCACCGUCGCCACGGCAGGCAACGCCGGGCCCAACUCGGCUUUUUCCAUCGCUUACAUCUCAACCCCGGUGAAUGGCAGCCUGCAGCACAAGGGGCACGGAGACACCAAACCUGAGCGCAGCUGGGGAGCGCCCGAUAACCUGGACGACAAUGGCAGCUGGAAGACGGGCCCCGCCAGGGAGAGGGAGGGCUCCAAUCUGCAGCAAAUGGCAGGUAUGUCGCAGAGCCUUGAGUCCGUUCUGAAUGGGCAGCGGCCGAGGGCUCACACAGUCGGGGGCGCUGCGACUCGCAGUGUGGUGGUCUCGGACCCACGGCGGUUCAGCGAGGCCAGUGUCAUGCCGCCUCCCCGGCCACCGCCACCCAACCUGAAACGCUAUAACAUGAAACCCCCGAGGAGGCCCACGAUCCACCCGGUCCAGGUCAACUCCUGGCCUACACCUUUGCUCCUGUCCCCUCCAGCGCAGACGCCGGCACAACCUCCGUCACGUUACCCACCUCAGCAGGGCCUCGGAGGCUCCAACCUGACUAAAAUGGCCCACUUGGCACGCUCGACCCCGCAGCUGGACGAGUACACCGACAACCGAGAGAGGGAGCGAUCCAGAGAUCGAGAUAAGGUCCACGUUGCAGAACACACGAGAGAGUCUCACCCGCCGUUGCUCUGCUCCUCUCAGAUCAUGGAGGCGGUUCACGGAGUGACCAUUGAAGAGGUGCACACUGCACUGCAACGUAAUGACUGGAACCCGGUGCGAGCCGAACAACAACUCAAGUUGGAGCAGCUGUACUUGCUGAGCCUCUGCUCCAGAGAAGACUGUCUGAAGAUCCUCUCCAAAUACCAGUGGAACCUGCAGAUGGCCAGCAGCUACCUGAUCCGGUGGUCACGGGAAGAGAGGCCGGUCGUUAGUGCAGAAAGACGAGUCUGAGGGGAUUUUCUAGCUGUUGUUUUUUUUUUACAUGUUGUCAUUCAGUGGUUACUGGAGGCUGCCCAACACAAUCUUGGGAACAGAUGGGAGGUCCAAUAAAUAUAUAAGUAGAAAAGUGAAGUUGUAUGAAUGUAUAAAAGGAAAACACUUCGGACAGGAAUUAAGAAAAAGGACUAUCGACUACUGCUUUUGUAUUUUUAAUGCUGUUCAGCACAUUUUGUGCAUCUUGCAAAGAUUUUUUUGUAUCUUAAUGCAUUUGUAUAUAUUGUAUGAGAAAUGAUUGUGUAUUGAAUAAAGUGAUUA